Pelobates cultripes (western spadefoot toad) is the source of this 1994-nucleotide messenger RNA. The record is from the annotation of a GenBank genome assembly. Lineage: Eukaryota; Metazoa; Chordata; Amphibia; Anura; Pelobatidae.
CUGGGAUACAGCUAUUUACUAACCCUGUAUAUCUGGGAUACAGCUAUUUACUAACCCUGUAUAUCUGGGAUAAAGCUAUUUACUAACCCUGUAUAUCUGGGAUACAGCUAUUUACUAACCCUGUAUAUCUGGGAUACAGCUAUUUACUAACCCUGUAUAUCUGGGAUACAGCUAUAUACUAACCCUGUAUAUCUGGGAUAUAGGUCUUUACUAACCCUGUAUAUCUGGGAUACAGCCUUUUACUAACGCUGUAUAUCUGGGAUAUAGCUAUUUACUAACCCUGUAUAUCUGGGAUAUAGCUCUUUACUAACCCUGUAUAUCUGGGAUAUAGCUCUUUAUUAACCUUGUAUAUCUGGGAUAUAGCUCUUUACUAACCCUGAAUAUCUGGAAUAGCAUGCAUUCUUGUGGUAUAUAAAAGGUCCAAUUGUUCUCAAUCCUUUCUUGUGUUUUCCAGGUACGAUGGACACAGAUGCCUUCAAAGAUCAAGAAGAAGGACGUGCAAUAGCUGAUGAAAAUGAGGAAGUAAUGCAGGCCUUACUUAUCCAUGAAAAGAAGAGUGCGGCUGCUGCUUUGGGGGGCGGCUCUGCUCCAUCAACCAAUGCCGGUGCUGGCAGCGACUCAGACAGCGACACAAGUGAAUCUGACCAAGAUAGUCCGGCCUCCCGGCACCCAGUGAUACCUUCUUCUCGAAUGUAUGAGGAGGAUGACGAUGACGAUGAGUUUGAAGAGGUGACAUCUGACCUAACAGUCACUGUUGGAGGGCGUCCAUUCCUGUACAGUGAGGUGAGUCAGCGCCCAGAGCUUGUGGCACAGAUGACCCCGCUGGAGAAGGAAGCCUACAUCGAAAUGGGAAAGAAGAUGUUUGAAGACUUGUACGACUAAUCAUAAUCUCCAUCCUGCUUACAAGAUCAAUCCCAAACAUACUGAGAUGUUUUCAACAAACUAUGCGAUACUUCGAUGGUUACACCUGCUGUGUUUCAAUGGUUACACCAGCCAAAUGCCCAAUUAGAAGACUUGUUUACCUUGUUGAGUUUUUAUUUUAAGGAAUGAGUAUGUAGAUCGAUUUCGCACAGUAUGAACUAAGAGCUUCUAUCCUAAGAGUCAUCACCAAAUGGACCUGUGUGUGUGCAGAUCUGCUGUGUGGACUGUACAGUAUUAGCUAGAUACUUUUUUUAUGCAAUAUUUGAAUUCUGUUAUGAGAAUUUUCAUAGUUUUAUGGUUUAAUUUUAGUAUUCGUUUAAAGUCAUAACCAUUUUGAAUUCGAUGACAUUUUCUCAGAUUUUUCAGAAAUGCUUUUUUUUUUUCGGCAGUUGGUAGUCUGAUUGUGUUAUGCAGAGAUAAAGUCCAAAUGUAACAUUAACUGCGGUUUCUUGUGCACUGAAGACAUAGGUUCAUCUAAUUAACAGAUCACUCUUGUUUCUUAUCGGAGGAAUAUGGUAAUUUUUCCCAUUCCUAUCAAUUAGAGAAAGCAUUAUGUCCAUCAGCAAAAGAUUUCGAUUUUGGGGUAAGCUCUGCUCCUGGUUACAGUAUUACCAUACAAAACAUUUUUGUAUGAACUUGUCUCAAUAAAAUGGUAGAAUUAGAAACACUUUGAUCGAAUGGCAAUAAGAGCCCAAACAACAAUGUGACACGAUUUAACUUUCUAGGGAUUGAACAUAUCUCUGUACUUAAUGCUAGCCGUUACUGUUUUUAAAUUAGCCGAAUUGCCAGGGCAUCCAUAGAUGUCCCAUCAGUUUUAUUCAUGUAUUUAAUUUGACUGUAAUGCUGCUAAGAUGAACGUAGCCAGACCCUCCAGGGUAAGCAGCCAUCCUUGGCCUUGGAUAAUGAGACCUACGCCUUCAGGGCAGCGAGUUAUAAUCAUAUAAUGGAUGCAGAUACACUUUUCACCUUGUUUUACUGGCUGGUAUUUUUUAUUCCUGUUUUCAGGUGGAAAGUUUAUAUUUCUUUUACAUUACCUUGUUCCCUUCUAAAUAAAGUUACUUUUGUUUUUACUA